This is a messenger RNA of Polychytrium aggregatum, 951 nucleotides long. RefSeq names its product ras guanine nucleotide exchange factor domain-containing protein. The annotation marks the transcript as partial. The transcript has a single exon. Gene Ontology annotation, biological process: Ras protein signal transduction; positive regulation of GTPase activity. Gene Ontology annotation, cellular component: plasma membrane. Gene Ontology annotation, molecular function: guanyl-nucleotide exchange factor activity. The record is from RefSeq and is a predicted model, not a curated record. NCBI's taxonomy places the organism in Eukaryota, Fungi, Chytridiomycota, Chytridiomycetes, Polychytriales.
AUGGCAUCGUCGCCAAGCCCUUCCGCCGCCUUUCCCAUCACCAGCUUUGAGCUGGAUUGUCUCAGGCUCGCCGAAGUCACCAAGGUCAUCCAACUGAGCAGCUCCUACACGGUGAUUGUGGGGCUUGGGGCGGCGCUGAUGGCGCACCAGCUCACCCUGAUCGACUAUGGACUGUUCUCCAAGGUGCAGCCGACCGACUUGCUCUCACACAAAGUGCCACAGAGCCCCUCGCCCUCGAUCCAGGCAACCACGGACUUUUUCAACUAUCUCACCCGCAUCAUCGAGAUUUCGAUUCUGGAAUCGACCGCCCCCAACGAUCGUGCCAAGAUGAUCUACUACUGGACCAAGAUCGCCGACUACUGUCUGUCGAUCCGCAACAUCCAGACCCUCAAGGCUAUCACAUCGGCGCUGCAAGGUCCGCCUGUGGCCCGGCUCAAAAAGACCUGGGGCAUCGUGCCCAAGAAGACCAAGGCCACUCUAUCGUCGCUCUGGAGCCUGGUGACGGAGCAGAACAACUAUGCGACCUACCGGGAGUGGCUCAAAAAGAACACAACCCGGCCUGCUGUGCCCUUUCUCGGCGUCUACAUCCAUGACCUCACCUAUCUCACCGUCGUUGUCAAACGGGAUGGCGGAGAUCUGGCCUCGGACAAACGGGUCCGGGAGAUUCUGGACCAACUCGAGUACUACCGCACCGGCCCGGACUAUGGCAAUUAUGCGGAAUCAAGUGCAAGCCAGGCCACCUCGGGGCCGUCCAUCUCACCGUUCAAGAAGGGUCGCAGGGCUGACGAAGCCGCUGAGAAGGAGCUUGAGCAGGAAGCAUUGUCGCAGUUUGCCUCCCACUGGAUCUUGACUCGAAAAUGGGUGAGCGAGAAGGAAAUCGACGAGCUGUCGCUGCUGCGCGAGCCAAAGUCCAGCUCAGCUUCAGCGAACACCCCUUCGACGGCCCAGUCG